AAACAGUCUAAGUGGAGGAGGACGUUGAAGUGUGUUGCUGUGUUAAGGAAUGCUGGCGAAGUUCAGUUCGCGAAGUACGUUUCUAAGGUCUGGCUUGUCAUUUAACGGAUACCUACACAGAGACGCACGCACGCACACUCUGCCCUGAACUAACGAAGGAACUCUUAUUCACCUUUCACUCUGUGCGUGAAUUUGAGAAAUAAAACAACGCAAUGCACUCAAGAGAAGGCAUCUCCAGAACCUGCCUCAGAGGGAUUUACAGUUGCUCCUGGAAGCGUUCAGAAGAACGAAGACAAAAAUGUGGCUGCUGUUGGUUUGCUUUCCUUUUCUUUGUGUCCAUUUUGACACUAGGCUGGAUAUAUAUGUGUUUCGUUGCCUAUAAUGACCAUGACGACGUCAACUGGAAAGCCUUUAGUAUUUUCAGUGUUUGGGUGAAUUGGUAUAUGAUUAUUACUAUCCUGUCAGCAGUAUUAGCUACUUACUGCUUCCUGAUCCUGGUGUUCGCACUGGUCCACAUUUCUGUCAAAGAACCUUUGGCGUUACACUGGCUGCACAAGGUUUUCUUGUUUGUGGGUCUGAUUAUAGUCGUGCUUGGUGUAGUUGCACUGAGCUUACGUUGGGAUACAGAAUGGUCCACUAUCCACUUAUCACUGCAGGCCACAGCUCCAUUUCUGCAUUUGGGUGCUGUUGUGGCUUUGACUAUCAUCAGCUGGAUUGUUUUCCAGAGUUUCUACAGAGCUCGGAGAACUAUUUCCCAGAUCUUCAUAAUUGGCAUAUUCUUGGCAGUUUUGCUCACAGUUUUCCUCAGUCCUCUCUUGAUUCACAGUCCAUGUCUUACUGAUACACUUCCCCCGAAACCCAGUCUUGUGGGCCAUCGUGGUGCACCUGUGUUGGCUCCAGAGAACACCAUCAUGUCAUUCAAUAAGAGUGCUGAGUGCAGUGUGAUAGCCUUUGAGACAGACGUGCAGCUAAGUAAGGACAAUGUUCCUUUUCUGAUGCAUGACCAUGGUAAAAAAUUUCUGAAGAGGACAACUAACGUAGAUCUUGUGUUUCCAAAUCGAACUUACAACACAAGCAGUGACUUCACAUGGGACGAGCUACAGAGGUUGAAUGCAGGCGAAUGGUUUGUCAAGACAAACCCAUUUUGGUCAUUGUCGUUACUUUCGGAACGGGACAAGGCUCUUGCACGUGAGCAGAAAGUACCAUCCCUCGAACAACUCUUAGCUGUUGCAAAAGAGCGCAACAUCUCUGUGAUCUUUGAUUUAAAGAACAAUGAUGACUGCAAUCACAUACUUAUGACCAUCCAGAAAUCUGGCAUCUUAAAAAAUUUGAUAUGGUGGCUUCCUUCAAAUUGUAGACAAUAUGUUGAGAAACAAGCCCCAGGGUUCCACCAAGUCUACAAAUAUAAUGAAGGAUUGGAUGUACAAUUUGUUAAUGCAAACUACAACGCAAUGAGUACUGAAAAGAUUAGAAACAUCACAGGGAAUAAUGUGACCGUCAACCUGUGGGUGGUGAAUCAGCGCUGGCUUUUCUCAUUACUGUGGUGUGCAGGGGCCAGUUCAGUGACCACUAACACAUGCCAUCUCUUUAAAGACAUGUCUCAACCUGACUGGCAUUUGGUUCCCAGUGUUUACAGAAUCAUAUGGAUCACUGCUGAUGUGGUGUCUUUGCUUGUGAUGAUCACCAUGUUUUUUGUUCAAGGGAAAGCAAGGAACCAGAUUUUUGUCCUGGAAUCGGAAAGAACUGUCCCCCUUCUUCCCUUCUGAGUGGUUCUAUCACAGAGGAAUGAAUAAAUACAGUGCCAUAAUGAAAAAUGAGUGCUUCAAAUCAGAGGUGUAGAUGGGAGCUAACAAUUGGCUUCCAGUUCACAAACCCCAGUUCUCAAACAAUCACACGUACAUCAGCCACAUAGUUUCAGUGUAAAACACAAAAAAAGGACCUUUGACCUGUUUUAGUCCUUACUAUCUAUUCAUGUAAUCAGUGAGUGGAUCAGAGAUGCAUCUCUGCUUUACUUAUUCAUCUCCUUUCUAGCAUAUCUUUUUAAGAAUUCAAAUAUAUGUAGAUGAAAGGACUUCCAUUAAAACAUUGAUUUUGCUUAAUUUUUUAAUUUUUUUCAGGAACAGAUUAACUAAAAUUCAAGUAAAAUUAAAAAAAAAAAAAAGCACAUGACAUUAUAUAACUUAAUAUAAAAUAAGA
This is a messenger RNA of Silurus meridionalis, 2196 nucleotides long. It is a transcript of the gene gdpd2, whose product is annotated as glycerophosphodiester phosphodiesterase domain containing 2. The coding region runs from base 213 to 1766 and encodes 517 amino acids. The transcript is spliced from 15 exons. NCBI's taxonomy places the organism in Eukaryota, Metazoa, Chordata, Actinopteri, Siluriformes, Siluridae. Gene Ontology annotation, molecular function: glycerophosphodiester phosphodiesterase activity. Gene Ontology annotation, cellular component: membrane. The record is from RefSeq and is a predicted model, not a curated record. Gene Ontology annotation, biological process: lipid metabolic process.